AUGGCUGGUAGAGUGACACACUUGUUGUUGCCUUCCAAAAGGCUCCAAGGAGGCAUUUCUAUCUCUCUCAGAAACCUCACAAAGCUCUCCCACCUCAAUCUCUCCCACAAUUCAUUUUCUGGUUCACUUGUACCUGAAUUGUUCUUGUCCUUGAAUCAUCUUGAAAUCCUUGAUUUGAGCUACAACCUUCUCACUGGAGAGCUACCCAUGUCUGUACCAUUCAGUUAUAUCCGAACUCUUGGAUUCUCUUCCAAUGGAUUCAAUGGAAUAAUUCUUCCUGGACUACAGAACUGCUCCAAGCUUGAGGUCCGACGUGCUAGUUGCAAUGAUCUUUCAGGGCCCCUUCCUAGUGACAUUUACAAUAUUCCGACACUUCAAGAAAUUUCAUUACCUUCCAAUAAGCUUUUCCGACCAGUUAGUAACAGCAAUGUCAAUCUUAUCAACCUCAGAAUCUUAGAGCUCUACUUCAAUAAGCUGACAGGGUCGCUUCCUCUCAAUGUUGGGAAGCUCUCCAAAGUUGAGGCUCUUAAUCCGUCAUUUAAACGACCUACAAGGUUCUCUGCCACCAUCUUUGAUGAAUUGCACAACCCUUAUAGAGCUGAAUCUGGGAUUCAAUCAAUUAGGAGGAGAUAUCUCCAAUAUUGCAAGCUUAAUUUCUCCAGACUUACUCGACUUAGUAAACUUGACCUUGUGGGAAAUCACUUCCCUGGUACCUUGCCAAUAAGCCUUUACUCAUGCAAAUCUCUGAAAGCAUUGCGACUGAGCUCGAAUAAUCUAGAAGGACAAAUAAAUCCCGAGAUGCUAUCACUGAAAUCCCUGUCUUUCCUCUCCCUGGCUCAGAAUAGACUGACCAAUGUCACAGGUGCAAUGCAGAUAUUGAUGGGUAGCAAAAGUCUCACGGCGUGCGAGGCUAAUCCGGUUUUGGGGAGGCAUGCAAGAGGUGUGCAUGUUGGCGUUGGGCGUUGCCUAUGGGUGCUGCCGGUUAUUACAGGUUCGCUGGACAAAAGUACUAGUGGCUUCUUCUUGUCCUUGACCCAUCUUGAGGUCCUUGAUUUGAGCUAUAACCUUCUCUCCGGAGAGCUACCCUUGUCUCUACCAUUCAGAUAUAUCCGAGUACUGGAUUUAUCCAACAACCGAAUUAAAGGCACAAUUCCAUCUUCAUUCCUCCAGCAUGCCUGGAAUUUGAGCAGUUUAAAUGUCAGCAACAAUCACUUGACAGGCCAAAUCCCAUCCUCUCUCUGUCUUCAUUCCUCUUCGGUUAGACUCUUGGAUUUCUCUUUCAAUGAAUUCAGUGGAAUCUUUCCUCCUGGACUACUGAACUGCUCCAAGCUUGAGGUCCUACGUGCCGGUUUCAAUGAUCUUUCAGGGCCCCUUCCUAGUGACAUUUACAAUAUUCCGACACUACAAGAAAUUUCAUUACCUUCCAAUAAGCUUUUCGGACCCGUUAGUAACAGCAUUGUCAAUCUUACCAAACUCAGAAUCCUAGAGCUCUACUUCAAUAAGCUGACAGGGUCGCUUCCUCUCGAUGUUGGGAAGCUCUCCAAGUUGAGGCUCUUAAUCCUUAAUUUAAACGAUCUACAAGGUUCUCUGCCACCAUCUUUGAUGAAUUGCACAGCCCUUAUAGAGCUGAAUCUGGGAUUCAAUCAAUUGGGAGGAGAUAUCUCCAAGCUUAAUUUCUCCAGACUUACUCGACUUAGUAAACUUGACCUUGUGGGGAAUUGCUUCACCGGUACCUUGCCAAUAAGUCUUUACUCAUGCAAAUCUCUGAAAGCAUUGCGACUGAGCGGAAAUAAUCUAGAAGGACAAAUAAAACCCGAGAUGCUAUCACUGAAAUCCCUGUCUUUCCUCUCCCUGGCUCAGAACAGACUGACCAAUGUCACAGGUGCAAUGCAGAUAUUGAUGGGUAGCAAAAGUCUCACGGUACUGAUUUUGUCACUCAACUUUUUUGGUGAAGAAAUGCCAGAUGGAGAUGGAAUGAUUGAUUCUGCAUUCCAAAAUCUUAGGCUUUUUAGUUUGUCCAGUUGCCAACUUACAGGUCCCAUACCAUUAUGGCUGUCAAAGCUGAAGAAACUUGAAAUCCUUAAUCUCUCUUCUAAUAGAGUCACUGGCACUAUUCCUGGUUGGUUAGGGACUCUUCCAAAUCUGUUCAAUGUAAUCUUGAGAAAUAACUCCCUUUCAGGUGAAUUUCCAAAGGAGCUUUGCAGAUUACAAGCAUUGGUAUCACCACGAAAGGCUGCAACUCAAACAGGCCAUGGUUAUUUUGAACUACCCACGUACUCCCAAUUCGAACGCACUAAUGCGUCCAUAACUCCCUUGGAGUACAAGAAUCUGUCCAAUAUGCCAACAGUAAUAGACAUCAUGAACAACAGUCUAAGUGGACGGAUACCUACUGAGAUUGGUCAAUUGCAACUUCUUCAGAAGCUGGAUCUUAGCCUCAACAACUUGCUUGGCGGCAUUCCAAACCAGAUAUCUUACCUCACAAACUUGGAGAGAUUAGACCUCUCAAGAAACCAAUUGUCAGGGGCAAUCCCAGCUUCACUAUCAAGUCUUCAUUUCUUGUCAUCAUUUGCAGUUGCAUACAAUAAUCUCCAAGGACAAAUACCAUCAAGCACUCAGCUCCAGGGCUUGAGUGCCACUGCAUUUGAGGGUAACCCAGGACUUUGUGGAGCACCACUUCCAAUUAAUUGCGAACAGAUGAAUAGAAGUGGUAUAAAUAACAGGACCGAAGAUGUCCAUAAUGGCAGUGUAAUUCCAUGGUGGCAUAUUUCUGUGGCUCUUGGUUUCAUUACAGGAUUCUGGGGAGUUUGUGGACCUCUGGUGUUGAGCAGGUCAUGGAGAUGUGUCUAUUUCCAAUUUCUGUACGGGAUAAAAGAUAAGGUCAAGAACAUGGUACCAUAUGGCAGAAUGUAG
This is a messenger RNA of Rosa chinensis, 2910 nucleotides long. Its product is annotated as receptor-like protein 2. Bases 1 to 2910 code for a protein of 969 amino acids. Gene Ontology annotation, molecular function: receptor serine/threonine kinase binding. The transcript is spliced from 4 exons. The record is from RefSeq and is a predicted model, not a curated record. NCBI's taxonomy places the organism in Eukaryota, Viridiplantae, Streptophyta, Magnoliopsida, Rosales, Rosaceae.